AUGGCACGUCAAGUGAUUGUUCUUGCUCUCAUUUUCCUUGUGGCUGCUGGUUUUGUAGCAGCUCAAGAUGAUGGAACUCCUAGUACCUCCCCCACCGUCUCGCCUACGCCGCAAUCCCCGCCUACCACUCCAUCAUCUUCACCUGCAGCCCCCGUCCCCGUCUCUCCUCCUCCUACCUCCACCCCUGCUCCCACUAACCCCCCAACGCAGGCACCUAGGUCUGCCCCUGCCCCUCCCACCCCACCUACUACAACACCCGUCUCCCCUCCUCCCAGUGAUGAUGAUGAUGACGACGUUACCCCUGCUGCUUCCCCCGCUGACGACGAUGUCUCAUCUCCCCCCGCCCCUGGGAGCGUGGCAACCCCAGUAGGUGGCCCCGCCGAAGGACCUGCAUCUGAUGAUGGGGCCCCAGCUCCUGCAACCACCACCACAGACAGCGGCGCCACUGCUCUUAAGGCCUCCGUUGCUGUCGGAGCUACCAUCGUUGCUGGCUUCUUCGCCUUUUAA
Molecule: messenger RNA, 507 nt
Organism: Quercus lobata
Lineage: Eukaryota; Viridiplantae; Streptophyta; Magnoliopsida; Fagales; Fagaceae
Product: arabinogalactan protein 1-like
Exons: 1
Coding region: 1-507 (168 amino acids)
Source: RefSeq, a predicted model, not a curated record